AUGUCUCCUCCACGGUCGCUGCAGGCCUUUCUAGCGGCUGCCCGUUCUGCGCUGGUGGCGCCGGCGGGGCGGCGUGCGAGCCCGCUGACCAUUGUCGUGGGCAACGAGAGCGCGGACCUCGACUCGCUGUGCUCGGCCGUGCUGCUGGCGUAUCUGCGGUCACACGUGCCACCGCACACGCUGCACGUGCCGCUGUCGAACCUAGAGCGGGCCGAUCUGCGUCUGCGUCCGGAGCUGUCGGCGGCGAUGGACGGCGCCGUCUCGGCGGACGACCUGAUCACGCUAUCGGAGCUGCCGACCGACCUGAGCCCGGCCGAGACGCGCUGGCUGCUGGUGGACCACAACGCGCUCACGGGCGUGCUGGCCGGCCGGUUUGCCGCCCGCGUCGUCGGCUGCAUCGACCACCACGCCGACGAGGGCGUCGUCCCGGAUGUGCGGGCAGAUGACCUUGCACGCAUCAUCGAGCCGUGCGGCAGCUGUGUGAGCCUCGUGCUGCGAGCCCAUGCUGCUAGCUGGCGCGCCCUCGCGACCCGCCAGCCCGACCCGCCAGCCGACCGGCAGCUCGCCCGGCUGGCCCUGGCCCCCCUGCUCGUCGACACGACCGGUCUGCGCGACGGCAGCAAGACGACCGAGACAGACCGGCAGGCCGUCGCGGUGGCCGAGUCGUUCUUGGCUGCACACGACCUGCAAUACGACCGGUCCGCCUACUUGGACCAGCUUGCCCAGCUCAAGGACAACCUCGCCGGGCUCAGCUAUCGCGACGUCCUCCGCAAGGACUACAAGCAGUGGCGCGAGGGCGUCUUGACACUCGGCAUGGCCACGGCCGUCCAGGGCUUCGAGUAUCUGCUGACCUACGUCGGCCCACGUGACGCCCUGCUGGCCGCCAUGCCCGCCUUUGCUGCCGAGCGCGGCCUCGACAUCCUGGCCGUCAUGGCCAUCCGCCACGACAACGCUGACGAGCCGAUGGCCCGCCAGCUGCUGCUGUGGGCUGCCAACGACACCGCGGCCGCUGUGCUACGAGCCUUUGUGCGCGACAACGCACAACAGCUCGGCCUGGAGCCGUGGGACGGCGGUUCGCUCGACAACACGGGCUCGUCCGGCGAGUGGCGCACGUGCUGGUGGCAGCGCCAGACUCGGUUUAGCCGCAAGCAGGUGGCACCUCUACUGCGGGAAGCGAUGCGGAUAAGUGGUUGA
This is a messenger RNA of Grosmannia clavigera kw1407, 1194 nucleotides long. RefSeq names its product exopolyphosphatase. Gene Ontology annotation, molecular function: exopolyphosphatase activity. Gene Ontology annotation, cellular component: cytoplasm. Bases 1 to 1194 code for a protein of 397 amino acids. The transcript has 2 exons. Lineage: Eukaryota; Fungi; Ascomycota; Sordariomycetes; Ophiostomatales; Ophiostomataceae. The record is from RefSeq and is a predicted model, not a curated record.